Messenger RNA from Colletotrichum paranaense, 1257 nucleotides. RefSeq lists its product as uncharacterized. The transcript is spliced from 4 exons. The record is from RefSeq and is a predicted model, not a curated record. NCBI's taxonomy places the organism in Eukaryota, Fungi, Ascomycota, Sordariomycetes, Glomerellales, Glomerellaceae. The coding region runs from base 1 to 1257 and encodes 418 amino acids.
AUGGCCGCCUCGUCUUCCUCCGGCUCGUCUUUUACCUCCUCCUCCCUUGGCCGGCCCCCUUCCUACGGCCAGCCAUACGCAAGCCCCAUUGACUCGACCUGGACACCAACGUCAGGCGCCUCGACGAUAUCGGCUCUCACCUCCGAGGCCUCAGCACCGCACGCCUCUCUUCAUCCUCUAGAUCUUGGACCUCCAGGCUAUCAAGCAACUAUGUACCAUUUUUCUACUACUCGAUUCGAAGCCCCUCUUUCCAAAUCUCCAACCCUCUUUGAGAAUACCCCCAACGAGCGCACGGUUUAUCUUGGCCCUUGGGAGGUUGUCGGCUCCGAGCAGCGUCGCGUACUAUGGCAGUGCAGCUACCAGAGCGAGCUUCUUGAACACUUCCUUCCGUCCGAUGUGCCCGCCGACAUCUUUCCUCAUACCUUGCACGCCCGUCAUCGUCCAUACACAGAUUCUUGCGAACUCGAGCUUUUUGUCAGCUUUCGCGAGCCACAUAGAGUCAGAUACACUACCGGCGAAGGUGUGGUGGUUCAUGACCAUCUUACCGAGGUCAAGUACGAGUUCACCACCGUGGAGAGCUCUAUACGCUUCCAGGGAGAUAUUCGUCGGAAAGACUUGGUUGACUACUACGAUGUUGACGUCGUCUGGUCCGAUCAGCACGGAAGAACGGACGGCUUUGGUAAUAUUAGGGGCAUGGGAUUGGUACAGAGGCUCAAACUCUGGAGGGACCGAUACUCGACUUACCACUCGCUGACCGUUCUUGCAAAUCGUGCGAGUGGCCGGCAAUAUCGAGAAUACGAAAUCCACAAUUUUGAGGGCGAACUGCGUAACCGCGACGAUCGACACCGCCAGGUCCGCUUGACAGUUCGCGGAAGUCGACGCAGCAGCGCUCCCGAUAACAGCAGUUCCCGCUCACGCUUCAACCUGGCACAACGAAUGCGUCCCCGCGUGCGUUCCGGUUCUCAAGGGGGCCCAUCGACUUCUGACGGAGCACCGUCGGGCACACUGAAUAUUCGCUAUAUAGGCGUACAGUUCAGUAAACGUGAAGAUUACCUUCGGUUUUUGGAGAGUUGGGUCGUAGCGCACAGCUCCGACAGCGAGUUUCACGGCAUACCUUUUCCUGCCCACCAUGUUGAGCUGCCAUCGCCGGAAAUGCUUCCUGGAGAAAUGUCCGAACUGCCGUCCCCUGAUAUCUCUCGAGGCUUGGAGCCAGUGGUGGAGCCCCCAGAUCCUUAUGAGUCUGACUCGGCUGCUUGA